AUGGAUGUUUUGAAAUGGAGCACGGCAGUUGAACAAGCAGAUCUCUAUGCUAAAUAUUUGUCAAAUUCGGUUAUUUCUAACGAGGUCAGUUAUGAGAAUUAUGUUUGUAACUGUACGAAUCCACAGACAUUUGGUAAAUACUGUGAGUACCAGUUCUUUCAAGGUAGUUCGUCGUUUGAUGAUGAAAUUAGGAAGCAAUAUGAAUCACGAUGGAAUAUUAGUUUCGGAAGUCAACUUCAUAAUAAUCGUCCGUGCUAUCAAGCUUAUUUUGAAUGUAACUUUGGCUUGAUGUGUCUUGACUGGAGACAUGUUUGUGAUGGAAAACAGCAGUGCAUGAAUGGUAUAGACGAGGAAUAUUGUGAUAAAAUUGAAUUUAAUGAAUGUGAAGAUGAUGAAUAUCGCUGCACAAAUGGAAUGUGUGUUCCUGAGGAAUACUGGCUGGAUGGUGAUUAUGAUUGCAUGGAUUAUUCGGACGAAGUUGGUUCACUAGCCGGUUACGAGUGUAACAUGAUUCCUACCUACAGUUGUGACGAACAUGUCUGUCUGUAUAAUCAUUGGUCUUGUGGUGACGGUACGUGUUUAAAUAACAGAGCAGAUCGAAUAAACGGCGUAAGAAAUGGAAAUCGUGAACACUGUCUUAAUUUUCGAGACGUAAACUAUAUGUGUGAAGCAUCUACAAGAUUCGGACUCUCGUUGUGGACAAUUGAAGAUGGCUACUGUUUGCAGUACCAUCUUCACUACAAUCAGCUAGGUCUUGACAAAUCAAGACAUAAAAGUUUAUGCAUAUUUCACGUUAAAUGUGCAUUAGCAAAUUCUCUUAAUCUUGAUUGUGAUUGUAGCACACCUGAUAAGUGUGCAGAACUCGUCGAUGAUGCCUGUCGUGAUUCCUCUCUGAUUAGCUAUCCAUUCGAUCGCCCAGUCCUUAAUCCUUAUACUGACAUGGUAUACAACCGUGUUCGCAACUGGAGAAAUAAGAGGCCUGAUGGACUUAUUUAUGCCGGCAGUAUUAAAUGUAUCGGUUAUCAAAUGACGAUAAAAUGGGGCUAUAGUUGGAAAUUCGCCGAAAUGUAUCCGUUAUUAGCUCACACUGAAAAUGAGUAUCGAAUUUGCCGUAUGUUUUUCGACGAAGCUCACAGUCCAUUUGCAUUUCAAAAUUAUUCAGGGCCACAAUAUGAUCAGUUUUGUUGGAAUACUUCGAGAACAUUUAAUAAUCUCCCCUAUCUAGUGUCACUUCGCUGUUCUAUUCGAUGCAUUUCAAAGUAUCGAGUUAGAGAUGGUAUUGCAGACUGUUACCCACAUGAGGAAGGAUUCAAUGAACUCAAUUCAUGCCCUAGAAUUCAGCGUCACCGUUUACGGUGCUCGUCUUCCGAAUCAUCCUGUUUAAUACCUGCCGUAAUUGGCACCCGCAAUCCAGAAUGUUCUAAUGCUCACGAUGAAUACGACUAUAAAAGUCGAGUCCCUCUACUAGAUAAUGUUUCUUGUCGAAGUCGAAAUAGUGCCGAAUGCCUCUAUCGUCGAAAUUAUAUCAAAAUAUCUUCCAUCAAUACCACAAGUUUAACCAACUAUACCAGCGAGGGAGGAUCUUCGUCGACCUUUCUAACGAAAGUUCCUUUCAAAUCACACUGUGAUUCCAAACUAGAUACUGCCUCAGGGGUCGAUGAAAUACCUCAUUUAUGCCAAAAAUGGAUUUGUCCGAAGAAGGAAUAUCAGUGUAAAACAGGACAAUGCAUUCCACAAAAUUGGGUUUGUGACGGUGAAUGGGACUGUAGCGAUGCAUCUGAUGAAGAAGGAAUAUUCAUUAUAGAAAAAUUUAACGAUCACAAUUCAAGAAUAAUGAAUUUAACUAAAACCAAAUUGGAUUGCAGCAGUCGUUAUCAAAAAGCAACUGUCCCAUUUUCUAAAAUUUGUGACAUUUCAAAAGAAUAUCCGUGUUUCAGAUCUGAUGUCGAUGAUCCAUUCAACUUUACUACUAACCCACCAUGCAUCAAUCUAACGCAAAUCGGGGAUGGAAUUGUCAAUUGUCUCACAGGUCUUGACGAACGGAAUAUUUUACAAUGUGGUUCAAUCGGAAUGCUUGGGUUCAAUUUUGUGUUUGAUAAUAUGUUUAAUAACGUAUGUGGAGAAUACACAGUUCUUUGUACUGAACGAUAUCCUUGGGUACCAGGUAAUUCGACGAUUUCCUACGAUUCAGUUUGUUUUUAUCAAAGACAACAUUUUAAGAACGGUAGUCUGAGUCAGUGUGACAGUUUGAGAGAUGUUAUGUGUUUAAAUGACGUGUGUAUCAAAAGAGCACGAUGUAACGGCUUCUUGGAAUGUGAAAAUGGAGAAGACGAAUAUCGUUGUAUUCAAUCGAAACUGACACAAGUAAGUUAUAGACCAUCUAAAGAUACUCAAUUGAAAACACUGACAUGGAAUGAUUAUCCCGCAUUUGCAUCAAAAAUGUCUACAGAAUUAAAAUUAACAUAUACGACAUCUUUUGAAACGGAAAAGUUAAAUAUUUCUACGAUGAUGAAAAUACUUUAUCCAUAUAACAAGAAGUAUACAUCUGUAUAUGAUAUCCUACGUCGCAUCUACCCAAACACUAUAACAUUUGAAGGAUAUUAUCUUCCAUUUUUUUGCAAUCGUGGUUUAGCUGUCAAACACUCCGAUGGCGAAACGAAAUGCUUUUGUUCUCCAGCUUUUUUCGGUGAACAGUGUGAAUUUUACAGUGAUCGAAUUACAGUAGCUACUCAUCUAGAUUUAUCCAACUAUCAUGCCCACCCUCAAGUAACAGCAAUCAAAGUUCUAGUCACAUUUCUUUAUGAAGAUCAAAUUAUCGAUUAUUAUGAAUUUCACGUGAAUUCUGCCCUGGAAAACAAUGAUAACUACGUGAAACAAGGUAUCUAUUUUCUGUAUCCAAGAUUUGGCAAAUACUCCCAGACAAAGAAGACGAACCGAACUGGUACUCAGUUGUACAGUGUUAGAUUUGAAGCAUUUGACUUAUAUUUUAACGAAACUAUUCAACCAAUUGCUAUUUGGCACUAUCCAAUGUAUUUUGAUUUCCUACCAGUCUACCGACUCUCGAAGAUCCUUCGAUUUUCAUCAUUCUCAGCUUCACAAGUUGAAUCAUGUUCAAAUAAACCCUGUGGAUCUCAUGGCACUUGCCAAAACAUUUUAAAUUCAAAUUCUUCGCUCAACUACUUUUGCUCUUGUCAUAGCGGUUUCUAUGGAAAGCACUGUGAUCUGUAUUACGAAGAAUGUAUUGGAUACUGCUUUGCAAACUCGAUUUGUAAACCAAAUUAUCGUGGUAUCCUGACAGGUAAUAGAAAAGGUAUGUUGUGUAUAUGUUCAGCUGCAAGAUUUGGUCCAACAUGUUCUUUGAAGAACGAUCAGUGUACAGUAAAUCCAUGUCAACACGGUGGUUCAUGUUUUCCUACAUACACCCCUCAAGAUAUUCUUAACUAUACUUGUCUUUGUACCUCAUCAUUUAUUGGUAAUCACUGUGAAUUGACUCGGGGUCUAGUACAGAUAAAAAUGAACUUAUCAACAAAUUCACUGUUAAUACCAAUGAAUAUCAAUGCAUUAACUAUCGCAUUUAACAAUUACCAUCCGAAAACAUUUGCUUUUUUGAUGCAACAUCAGCAAGUACACCGUAAUUUACCUCUACAAAUCCAACUAGCAUAUUCUCGCAAGCUUAUCACGGCCCCAACUAUUGGACUAUUAAAAGUGUAUGGUCAAAAUUGUGAAAGAGAAGAACCUAAAUAUUUUGUACUAUACUUCGCAGUUGGGCGAAAAGAUGUUAAUAUUACGGUUGAUCUAACAUCGGAAAACUAUUGCCCGCUAAUUGAAGGUACAAAUAAGAAACGACUGACUUCUAAGAGUGUGUGUUUCUCAUCUAAACUACUAAUUUUAUUUAUUAAAGGUACAGAUACUUACAAUGCAACGGCCAUCAUCAUGUCAUACCAUGAUUUUUGUAGACAGAAUAAAAGUUUACCGUCUUUCAUAUGUUUUCGUGAUAUGAAUUAUCUCUGUAUGUGUGAGCCAGACGACUAUCGUGCUGAAUGUUUCAUAUACGAUCGAAUAGUGGAUCGUUGCUCUCUGUGUCUGGCGAACGGAAUAUGUUUGAAAGGAGAAUUAGGCAAUAAAGCUGACUUUGAAUGUCUCUGUCCGCGGUGUUAUUACGGAGAACUAUGUCAGUAUUCAACGGAAAUGAUGAGUUUCACAUUAGACUCAUUAAUUGUUAAAGAUAUUCAAAAUAACCGUCAAUUAUCAACGGCUAUUUACACUUCGAUUACAACCAUCCUCUUUGUGUUUGGUCUGUUCAACAAUUACUGUAGUCUGGUUACAUUUAUUCGUCCAAAACCUCGCAAGAUUUACAUGGCUGAAAUAUUGUCAGCAAAAUGUUCGUGCUGUAAAAAACCGGGUAUCGCUCAAUGUGAUGGAUGUGCGAAUGGUUUUUGUUCAAUACAUUUUCGUGAGCAUCGUCACUAUUUAGAUACUAAAUUCGCACAAUUAUUGCAUGAUAGAAGUAUUCUACCUAAUCAGUUAGUUGAUCAUUCAUCGAAGAUCAAGCAAGCCCAACUAAAGGCUCUUCUUCAUGAUAUAAACCAAUGGGAGGAGCAAGCAGUGAAGAGUGUCACACAAACAGCCGAACGUGUACGAAAUCGCAUCAAGGAAUUGAUGACACUAAGAACUUCAACUGUCAAGGCUGAUUUAGAUCAAAUUUCAAUGGAAUUACGGAAAUGUAAAUUUGAAAAUAAUUAUUUCGAACAGGAUAUCAAACACUUAAGUGAAAAACUUAAUCAAAUUCAAAUUGAUUUGAAUAUACAUAAACCACGUGUCAAAAUGGCAAUACCACCCAUCAAAUUAAACUCACAACUUCAAAUCUCAUUUGAAAAAGAUAUGCGUCGUGGAAAACAAUAUUUUCCUGAUGGAACACUACUUUGCCAAGAACAUCAAAAUCAACUGAACGAAUUUUAUGGAAAACGAAAUCAAAUGUGGCGACUUGCGUACAAAGCUACACGCGAUGGAUUUGCUAGUACUGAUUUUUAUCGUUGUUGUGAUAGAAAAGGUGCAACAUUGACUGUAAUUCAUUCGUCGAGCGGGCACCUAUUUGGUGGAUAUACAUCGAUCAAUUGGGAAACUCACGAGGAUUGGCAAUGGUCAGUGGAUAAAGAUGCAUUUCUAUUCACACUAAUUAAUCCACAUAAAAUUUUGCCUACUAAAUAUCAAAUAAAUACUGAAGGUCGAAAUGCAAUUGGUUGUAAAGCAAGCAUGGGACCAACCUUUGGCUUUGAAGAUAUUUGUAUUCAUUCGGAUAGUAAUCAGAAUACUCGCAGUACUAUUAUGUUUCCUACGGAUUAUAUUGAUUCGACUGGAAAAGGACGUCUUACAUUCACUGGCUCACAUUAUUUCAAAACUGUUGAAAUCGAAGUCUAUGUUCUUAAGCAAAAAUGA
Molecule: messenger RNA, 5436 nt
Organism: Rotaria socialis
Lineage: Eukaryota; Metazoa; Rotifera; Eurotatoria; Philodinida; Philodinidae
Source: the annotation of a GenBank genome assembly